Messenger RNA from Haliotis rubra (blacklip abalone), 1259 nucleotides. RefSeq lists its product as uncharacterized. The coding region runs from base 96 to 644 and encodes 182 amino acids. The record is from RefSeq and is a predicted model, not a curated record. The transcript is spliced from 5 exons. Lineage: Eukaryota; Metazoa; Mollusca; Gastropoda; Lepetellida; Haliotidae.
AGGUCGUUUACGGGAGGCUUUUGGAUUUGUUGAUGUUUUUGUCAGAAAUGCCUCCCUAACUGUCUCUUGGUCGUAGUUUCAUAUAAGAUUCCAUUAUGUCUGUGACGUACAAAAACAGUGAUUCAAGUGGUGAACGGAAGCCAGUCACAGAAUUUAAAUGUGACUUGACGAUCUACAGGCAAUGUGAAGAUGGCUCCUGUAUAUCAAAGGUCGAGCUCUGUCCUGAUGAACAGAUUAUGAACCAGAACACAAUUCUCAUCAUGAUUGUGGUCGGCAUGGCUGUUGUCAUUUUCCUCAUCAUCCUCUACUGCUUCCAACAGCGACAACGAGGAAAUGGAAGAUCUGGACGAAAUGACCACUUUGAAUCCAUCAACGGUGAAGGCAUGAGUGGUGAUGGAGAUAAUGCCUCAUUAUUCAUGCCUCCACCAACGUACGACGAGGUUGUCACCACCGAUCUGUACCCAGCCACACCGCAGAUGCUGAGAAAUACGCGAAUGUCUUCAUCUGAUGAGCCACCAAUGACACCACCUCCGAAUUACGAAGUUGCUCUUCACAUAUUGGCUCAAAGCCACGAAUCUGUGUUAACGAACAAAGGGGGAAAGACCUUGCGGACUUCGCCGGUUGUCGACGUAGUGUGUCUAUAGAUCAGUUAGGGACACAAUACACGCAACUGAGGGAGGGGUCCAGGUCACCCACCUGGAAUGUAGAGGAAGAAAAUAGGUAACAGAGAGAGAGGAAGAAAGUGUGAUUUGGUAAAACUGUGUCUUUGCAAGGAAAAUAGAUUUACAUUUGUUGAGAUUUCUAGAAAUAUGCUACUCAACUUUUGAUAAGGAUAAUAGGGUAUGUUGUGCUAUUUUAAUUUACACAGAUCAAGAGAAUGGGUCUUUUGUAUCAUUGACAGAUACAAUUAUCCCUAUCAAAAUAGGGUAGCAGCAUGUAAAUAAAUCUUUCUAAUGACUCACUGACACAUUAUGUACAGUCUGUGCCAAACAGUUUAGAUUCUACUAGCCCCAAAUGUGUAUUUCUGUAAAUUUUCAGUAUAUGUAGUCUUUGUACAGCAGAAGAAUAUUACAAGACUUAGGUUUUGGACAAGUGGUUCAUGUCACAGACUGUAUGUGUAACUGAUGUAAAUACUGCUGUGGAAGAGCCUUGUGUUGAAAGUGGGACAUUGUGAGGGAGGGAUCAGGAGGAAUAGACAGAUGUACAUAAUACCUCUAAUUUGUGUAAGGCCAGACCAAUUUUAUUUCUUGUUUACGGAU